AUGAUGGAUUUGAAGGAAAAAAUAUUUUAUUUUAUCUCAUUUGCAAUUUCCAUUUUUCUUGGUCUUUUUUUCCCUUUAUCUGUUGAUUCAGAAUGCAAUAAAAAUUUAGUAAUUAUAAAUUUUGGUGAUUCAAAUUCUGAUACUGGUGGAUAUGUAAUAGUACGUGGCAUGAUGGGACAGCUUCCAAAAAUACAUACUUUUAAUCAUGAUUUAUCUGGUCGAAUGUGUGAUGGCAGAUUAAUUAUUGAUUUUCUAUGUGAAAGUGUGGGAAAUGGAUAUUUGACUCCAUUUAUGGAAUCAAUAGGCAAAAACUUCACAAAUGGAGUUAAUUUUGCUAUUGCUGGUUCUAAAACUCUUCCAAGAUUAGAUUCUUUCAAUUUGCAUAUCCAAUUUGCUCAAUUCCAUCGGUUUCAAUCUCUUUCUCUUGAGUUAUUUAACAAAGGUGAUGGAAAUUUGCCAGGAGAUAAAGAUUUAAGGAAUGCACUUUACACAAUUGAUAUUGGACAAAAUGAUUUGGAUGGAAUAUUUGGUGGACUCAUAUAUGAAAAAGCAAUUCUCAAAAUUCCUGAUAUUAUUUCAGAAAUUGAAAAUGUUAUAAAGGCAAUUUAUGAACAAGGUGGAAAGAAUUUUUGGGUACAUAAUACAGGACCAUUAGGGUGUUUGCCUAAAUCACUUGCAACAUAUAAGAAAAAUGAGAAUGAUUAUGAUGAGAAUGGAUGUUUAAUUUCUCUUAAUGAAGGUGCAAAAAUAUUUAAUGACAAAUUACAAUUCCUUUGUGAAAAAUUAAGAGAUGAAAUGAAGAAUAUCACCAUUGUAUAUGCUGAUAUCUACUCCAUCAAAUAUGAUCUCAUUGCUAACUCUUCUACUUAUGGGUUUGUGAAUCCAUUGAUGGGAUGUUGUGGAUAUGGAGGGCCACCAUACAACUUUGAAUCAAACAACAAAUGUGGGCAAGGAAAUUACACAAUAUGUGAAAAUAGAUUCAAGUACAUUAGUUGGGAUGGUAUUCACUACACAGAAGCAGCUAAUGGAUUUGUUGCCUCCAAAAUACUCUCAACACACUACUCUACACCUCCACUCAAGUUCAAUAACUUUUGCAACAUUGCACCUUGA
Molecule: messenger RNA, 1110 nt
Organism: Solanum stenotomum
Lineage: Eukaryota; Viridiplantae; Streptophyta; Magnoliopsida; Solanales; Solanaceae
Product: GDSL esterase/lipase At1g09390-like
Exons: 5
Coding region: 1-1110 (369 amino acids)
Molecular function (GO): hydrolase activity, acting on ester bonds
Source: RefSeq, a predicted model, not a curated record